This is a messenger RNA of Cladocopium goreaui, 333 nucleotides long. The record is from the annotation of a GenBank genome assembly. Lineage: Eukaryota; Dinophyceae; Suessiales; Symbiodiniaceae.
AUGGUGAACGAGUUCCGUGUUGCACAUGAAGAUCGCCUCUUUUCAAAAGAGCUUUCUGAGACCUGUGGGAAGAACGACGUUUUGCACGGACGAGCCAAGGUCACUCAGGAGCAGCUGCAUGUGCUGGAGCAGUUUUUGGCUGCUGAUUUGCCUGUGCAGCUGCUCUCUCAGAUGACAACUCUGGACUUCGAAGUUCGGAAGGAUGUCAUGAACGUUUGCUGUGCCCUCCUUUGGCCGGACCUGCCCGAAGAGGUGGCUGCCCAGGUCAUGGAGUAUGUCCGGUUUCACCCAACUCUCUUCAACAAGUUGAUGGACAGCUAUGCCAACGAGGAG